Molecule: messenger RNA, 2987 nt
Organism: Zonotrichia leucophrys gambelii
Lineage: Eukaryota; Metazoa; Chordata; Aves; Passeriformes; Passerellidae
Gene: CHD1L
Product: chromodomain helicase DNA binding protein 1 like
Exons: 23
Coding region: 58-2724 (888 amino acids)
Biological process (GO): DNA repair; chromatin remodeling
Cellular component (GO): nucleus
Molecular function (GO): ATP-dependent chromatin remodeler activity; ATP binding; DNA helicase activity
Source: RefSeq, a predicted model, not a curated record
CGCAGCGGCCUCAGGCAGCGGGAACGGAGCGGCGGCGGGGGUGACUGACGACCCGCCAUGUCCCGCUUCUUCCAAGCGCUCCGCCGCACUGGCGGCGCCCGGGGCGGGGGUCCGGGCGUGCAGGAGGCGGACGUGCAGCAGUGGGGGCUGACAGGCAUUAAACUUCGUCCCUAUCAACUGGAAGGUGUGAACUGGCUCGUGCAAUGCUAUGAAGUCCAGCAUGGCUGUAUCCUGGGUGAUGAGAUGGGCCUUGGAAAGACUUGUCAGACCAUUUCUCUACUUCUUUAUUUGACAAAAAAGUUAUCCAACAAAGAGAGAUUUCUGAUACUUUGUCCUCUGUCAGUUCUGAGCAACUGGAAGGAAGAGCUGGAGAGGUUUGCUCCAGGUCUUUCUUUCAUAACAUAUGUAGGCAGCAAGGAAGAGCGACCCAAACUGCAGGAGAAUCUGAAAGGAGGCUCUCACUUCCAUGCACUCCUGACAACAUACGAGAUUUGCCUGAAAGAUGCAGCAUUUCUAAAGUCCUUUAACUGGGCUGCCUUGGUUGUAGAUGAAGCUCACAGACUGAAAAAUCAAAAUUCUCUGCUUUACAAGACACUUUCUGAGUUCUCAGUAGGCUUCAGCCUGCUACUCACAGGCACUCCAAUCCAGAACAGCCUCCAGGAGCUGUACUCCUUACUCAGCCUUAUUGAACCUGACAUCUUUCCCCAGGAAAAAGUGAAAGAGUUUGUUGACUAUUACCAAGUCAUUGAAAAGGAGAAUGAGCCAGCUAAAGAAUUGCACAGUCUUCUGCAGCCAUUUCUACUUCGGAGAGUCAAAUCUGAGGUGGCUGCAGAGCUGCCAAAGAAGGUGGAAGUGGUUCUGUACCAUGGAAUGUCAGCUCUGCAGAAGAAGUACUACAAGGCCAUUUUGACAAAAGAUCUAGAUGUGUUUGAAAAUGAAACGGGAAGGAAGGUUACACUCCAGAAUGUCUUAGUUCAGCUUCGGAAGUGUGUUGCCCACCCAUACCUCUUCAAUGGGGUUGAGCCAGAACCCUUUGAGAUUGGAGACCAUAUUGUUGAAGCCAGUGGCAAGAUGUGUUUGUUGGAUAAACUCCUUUCAUUCUUGUACGCUGGAGGCCACCGUGUGUUGCUCUUUUCUCAGAUGACUCAACUCCUUGAUAUCCUGCAGGACUACAUGGACUAUAGAGGCUACAGCUAUGAGCGGCUGGAUGGCUCUGUUAGGGGUGAGGAGAGACACCUUGCCAUCAAGAACUUUGGUCAACAGCCCAUCUUUAUCUUCCUGCUGAGCACCAGAGCAGGUGGAGUUGGCAUGAAUCUGACAGCAGCAGAUACAGUUAUUUUUACUGAUAGUGAUUUUAACCCACAAAAUGACUUGCAAGCAAUAGCAAGAGCUCACCGGAUUGGGCAGCACAGGCCUGUAAAAAUUAUCCGUUUGAUUGGGCGAGAUACAGUUGAAGAAAUCAUCUACCGAAGAGCGGCCUCGAAGCUCCGGCUGACCAAUGCCGUUGUUGAAGGGGGGCAGUUUGCUCUGGGAGCACCCAAGCCUCAGGCAACAGCAGAGUUGCAGCUGAGUGAAAUCUUGAAAUUUGGCCUGGAUAAAUUGCUCUCCUCUGAGGGAAGUACUGUACAGGAUGUGGAGCUAGAAAACAUCCUUGGAGAGACAAAAGGAGGGCAGUGGCUAAUGGACACUGUGCUGCCACAAAAGGAAGAGAAUGAAGAGGAAGAUACAGAGAAUCACAUGUACGUGUAUGAAGGCAAAGAUUAUUCAAAAGAGCCCAGCAAAGAAGACAAAAAAGCAUUUGAUCAGCUUUUGGAUCUUCAGAAAGCAUUGAUUGAAGAGACCAGUAAGGAAGGGAGAGCUCUCCGGAACAAAGCAAACGCCCUUCUCACAGGCCUUCGGGAGCAGUCGGCCAGGAGGAAGCACUUGCUGAGUGAAGAGGAGCUGGAGGCUCGGAGGAAGAAGCGCCAAGAAGCAGCAGCAAAGAGAGCAAGGCUCAUGGAGGAAAAGAAGGCAGCAAAAGCAGAGGCAGAGCACAAGAAAAAGAUGGCCUGGUGGGAGGCCAAUCAUUACACAUCUACCUGCCUUCCUUCAGAGGAAAGUGGCUCCGAGGAGGAGUUUGUGGAGGAUGAGUUGGAGCAGAAUGUGGAUUUAGAUUACAAAGAUGGAGACCAGAACCAUAUUAAAUAUGUCAUGGGAGAUGUAACCCACCCCCAAGCAGGAGAGGAAGAUGCCAUCAUUGUCCAUUGCCUAGAUGACUCCGGCCGCUGGGGAAGGGGUGGUUUAUUCACUGCUCUAGAGGCUCGUUCUGAUCAGCCCAGGAAAAUAUAUGAGAUGGCAGGAAAGAUGAAAGACCUGGAGUUAGGAGGAACCCUGCUAUUCCCUAUUGAUGAUAAAAAAUCCAGGAAAAAAGGACGAGAUUUGCUGGCCUUGAUUGUAGCUCAGCACCGAGAUCAGUCCAACAACUUGUCUGGCAUUAAGCUGUCAGCUUUGGAAAAGGGCCUGAAGAAGAUUUAUUUAGCAGCCAAGAAAAGGAAUGCAACAGUGCAUCUCCCACGGAUCGGGUAUGCAACCAAAGGCUUCAACUGGUACGGCACCGAGCGGCUCAUCCGAAAGCACCUGGCAGCUCGGGGUGUGCCCACUCUUGUAUACUACUUCUCUAGGAAUAAAGGUUCUUCUUCUGCUUCACAGCCAUAUUCAUCUUCAACAACAGUCUCAAAGCCAUGAAGAUGGAGUAAUUUCACCAAGAACAUGCACAAGAAGUGACCAUCACUCAGGCAGUCCAUGUGCAUUCAUGUCAGAAACUUGGGUUGCACAGCCAUUAUUCACACCUGUGCCUCUCUGCUGUGACUGGCCCCAACAUUUGCAUGUUGUCAGUGGCUCUGGAGUGGAAUGAGAUUCUCCCUGGCUUCAGAGUCCAAAGAGGAAAGAUCUUGGCUGAAUCCCAGACCUCUUUCAGAGAUGGAAAAUUAAACUUUUAACUGAUGGUC